This is a messenger RNA of Labrus mixtus (cuckoo wrasse), 1353 nucleotides long. It is a transcript of the gene nme7, whose product is annotated as NME/NM23 family member 7. Gene Ontology annotation, molecular function: nucleoside diphosphate kinase activity; ATP binding. Gene Ontology annotation, cellular component: centrosome. The record is from RefSeq and is a predicted model, not a curated record. Gene Ontology annotation, biological process: GTP biosynthetic process; CTP biosynthetic process; UTP biosynthetic process. The transcript is spliced from 12 exons. The coding region runs from base 128 to 1252 and encodes 374 amino acids. NCBI's taxonomy places the organism in Eukaryota, Metazoa, Chordata, Actinopteri, Labriformes, Labridae.
AUGUUCCCUGAACGCAUCUCAACUUGUCACUACAGUUACUAUAGCAACGCUGAAUUACCCGGGAUAGCUAACGUUGGCCACAUGAAAACAGUGUUGUGGACAUAUAAACGUUGUUAGUAUUUUAAAAAUGGAGGAUCGCUUUGCCUUUCUUACUGAAUGGUACGACCCAACUGCUGCUCUCCUGCGGCGCUACCAACUGUUCUACUACCCCAAAGAUAGCUCAGUGGAAAUGUUUGAUGUAAAAAAUCAGAGAAUAUUUUUGAGAAGGACAAAAUACGAUGACCUCCAUCAAGAGGAUCUGUUUGUUGGGAAUCGAGUGAAUGUGUUCUCACGACAGCUGAAUUUGAUCGACUAUGGAGAUCAGUACACAGCAAACAAACUUGGCAGCAAAAAAGAAAGAACACUUGCCUUGAUAAAGCCGGAUGUAUUGACAAAGAUUGGAGACGUCCUUGAAUUGAUUUACUCCUCCAACCUGAUUGUGACCAAAGCCAAAAUGACAAAGCUAACAUGGAGCCAAGCGGCAGACUUCUAUGCAGAACAUCAGUCAAAGCCUUUCUUUAAUAACCUGGUGCAGUUUCUGUCCUCGGGCCCUGUGGUUGCCAUGGAGCUGAUGGGUGAUGAGGCCAUGUCUAUCUGGAGGAGGCUCCUGGGACCUGCAGACUCCGCUGUGGCACGGAAGGAGGCGCCGCUGAGUGUCCGUGCCCAGUUUGGAACAGAUGGCAUCAAAAAUGUUGGACACGGUUCUGACUCAGUUGCUGCAGCAGCAAGAGAGCUUGAAUUUUUUUUCCCAUCUACAAUUGGCCACGGUCCCUCAAAUACGGCCAUCUAUACAGACUGCACAUGCUGCAUCAUCAAACCUCAUGCCAUAUCAGAAGGACUAGCUGGGAAGAUCCUGAACUCCAUAUCUGCUGCUGGAUUUGAAAUUUCAGCCCUGCAGAUGUUCAAUGUUGACCGGGCAAAUGCAGAGGAGUUCUAUGAGGUCUACAAAGGUGUCGUCACAGAGUAUCCUAAUAUGGUGACUGAGCAGUGUUCUGGACCCUGCAUGGUUCUGGAGAUCACUGGCACCGACGCACCGAAGACAUUCAGAGAUUUCUGUGGGCCUACAGAUCCAGAAAUUUCACGACACCUCCGUCCUAACACUCUGCGAGCUCUGUAUGGCAAAGAUAAAGUGAAGAACGCAGUCCACUGUACAGACCUCCCUGAAGACGGUGUUCUGGAGGUGCAGUAUUUCUUCAAGAUUAUGGACGGGUGAAUGCAAAGGAGAAAACACGUUACUCAAAGACUUCACAGUUGUCUCAUUUGUCUGUUUAUUGUUUCAGCCUUAUGCAGAUUAAAUAAAGUGACAAGAGCAGA